Drosophila arizonae is the source of this 1537-nucleotide messenger RNA. It is a transcript of the gene Gr5a, whose product is annotated as Gustatory receptor 5a. NCBI's taxonomy places the organism in Eukaryota, Metazoa, Arthropoda, Insecta, Diptera, Drosophilidae. Gene Ontology annotation, cellular component: membrane. Gene Ontology annotation, molecular function: sweet taste receptor activity. Gene Ontology annotation, biological process: sensory perception of sweet taste; detection of chemical stimulus involved in sensory perception of taste. The record is from RefSeq and is a predicted model, not a curated record.
AGCUUAUCCGUUUCCUGUAGGAAUCGUUCCACAGUGCUGGCAAUUUAAAGCACAUUAGUGCCGAGCGUGUGCCGAUAAAAAUUAACUGCGAUAGCAAUCAAUCGGAUGAUCGCCCACACCCGCUCGCCGCAUGCAAAAAUUUGAAAAUUGUCCCACCGCUGACAAAGUACCGCAAUAAACGGAAGGCGCGCGCAUUCAUGUGGCCUGUUCAAAUAAGCAAACAACGUCGCCGGCGGCAACAGCAACUGCAACAACACGGCCGCGCCUUGCUCAAACGUGUGGAGCAGCGUCAGCGAUGGGCGUGGCAGGCAACAAACAGGAGUGAUUUGCAUGAUGGCAGCUUUCAUGUAGCAAUCUCGCCAGUGCUUGUCAUCGCUCAGUGCUUUGGUCUGAUGCCCGUCUGCGGCGUGCGGGCGGCAACGUCGCGCGGCCUCUCCUUCAGCCGUCGCAGCUGGCGCACCUGCUACAGUCUGCUCUACAUUGGCGCCAUCUCUUUCGAUGCGCUGUUCGCUGUCAAUUUCGCGCUGCAUGGCGGUCUGGAUAUGCGCAGUGUGGAGCCAAUUGUCUUCAAUGGCAGCAUCCUGUGGGCCAGCUACCAAUUCCUGCAAUUGGCCCGCCAAUGGCCCCAGCUUAUGCGGCGCUGGGCGAGAGUGGAGAGUCACCUGCCGCCCUACGCCAGCUGGAAGGAACGCGAGCAACUGGCUCGGCGCAUACACAGCGUGGCGUCUGUUCUACUCUCGCUGUCGCUCAUGGAACACCUGUUGAGCAUCAUCUCGUCUGUUUAUCAUAAAGUCUGCCCACUGCGCCAGGAUCCAGUCGAGUCGUACCUCUAUGCGGUCGCCGUCCAGUUCUUUCAUGUCUUUCCCUAUAGCAAUUGGCUUGGCUGGCUGGGCAAGCUACUGAAUGUGCUGCUCACCUUUGGCUGGAAUUACAUCGAUCUGUUCGUCAUCCUCGUGAGCAUCGGCCUGAGUCAUCUGCUCACACGACUCACACGUCAACUGCAGCAGCUGGUGGAGCGACCCAUGCCCGAGAAGUUCUGGACAUAUGUUCGCACACGCUAUCGGUCGAUUGUGGAGCUCAUCUAUGACGUGGACGAUGCCAUCUCCGGCAUUACGUUCAUAUCGUUCGGCUCCAAUGUGUACUUCAUCUGCCUGCAGCUCCUGAAGAGCAUCAACGAAAUGCCAUCGACCAUGCACGCCGUUUACUUUUACUUCUCGCUCGCAUUUCUGAUUGGCCGCUCGCUGUCGGUUCUGCUGUUCGUGUCGGCGGUGCACGAGCGGGCGCGCGAUCCGCUGCGUCUGCUGCAGCUGGUGCCGCCGUCGGGCUAUCUGAGCGAGGUCCAGCGCCUGGCCAACGAGCUGUCCAGCGAUAAUGUGUCGCUGAGCGGCCUCCGGUUUUUCAACGUCACCAGGAAGCUCUGUCUGACUGUCGCUGGCAGCAUAGUCACCUACGAGCUGGUGCUCAUACAGUUUCACGAGGAUGAAAAGAGCUGGGACUGCCAGGCGGGCAAACAAUAAGCCAAUACACACAUGCUACA